Pisolithus orientalis is the source of this 837-nucleotide messenger RNA. RefSeq lists its product as uncharacterized. The transcript is spliced from 3 exons. The annotation marks the transcript as partial. NCBI's taxonomy places the organism in Eukaryota, Fungi, Basidiomycota, Agaricomycetes, Boletales, Pisolithaceae. The record is from RefSeq and is a predicted model, not a curated record.
CGAUUCCCUGAAGUGAAAGAGCGUCAUCCGGGAGAAGGCCGUCGCAGAUGGAGACUUCGAGUGGCACAACAGUUCUGGCAGCAAUGCCCAUACACUGCACCGAUCAUACCACUGCCAGACGUGUCGUCGAUGAAUGGAGAUCACGUUGAUGACAGUGACCCUCUGGAUUGCAUCUCCACCGAGCGACCUGAACUUGGUCUCAUCGUACGAACGGAUUUUGCUAACGAGGAUGCUUGGGCAUCAUUCUGCAGUCGUCUUGAAGAAGGGGAAAGAGAAUUCGUGGAGUGCGCUACUGGAGGCCAGGCCGCGAACGAUAAUCUGCAACCUAUGGAUCAGACUCCAGACCACACGGAAGAUCACACCGACGAAAGCGACGAUGACGACGAGAGCCCUCCCAAGAUAUUUUAUCUCAUUAACCCACCUGGCGCAGAACAACGUGCUUCACUAUUGAACAUAUCAAAUCUUAUUGCGCUGCGCCUCCUGAACGAUGUCGAUGUCAGACCUGCUCCGAGUCCUCCACAAGGAACGAAGCGCAUCAGAGUACAAAAUAGGCUCGUAGAUUUCAACGGAUGGCAGGAGAUCUACGUUGGUAAACAAGUUUGGAUCUACGACUCCAAGUCGAAUCUCGACCAGUGUGCCCGUCUUGUCAGCCAGAGCGGGGACAUGUACGGAACAGCCACAGGAGACAGCUGGCGUGCAAGAGUCUCUCACAUCUGCGAACUACAGGUCCAUAUCUAUUCCGGUGCGAUAAAAAUUGAUUUCGGGGGUUUGGAUCGGUGGGAUGGCUUUGAGCGUCAACGUAACAUGGCAGAAGCAGAACAAACUCAACACAUAUAA